CAGACCUCUUGCUACUUCAACACUUAAUCAUUAAGAUGUUGCCAAACAGCCCCUAAGUCAAAACCAGUUUUGGUGAACGAGACUACGAAUUGACGGGUUGGGUAGGGUCCAAACCGCUUUUGCCAAACCGGUUUUUUUUGGUGAAGUGGGUUGGGUUAUAAACAAGUUUGACGGGCCCAAACUGAUUUUUUUAUACUCCUCUACCUCAAGUCUCAAGAUCAACCAUUAGUGUAAAAUUAUAUAGAAAAAACUUGGGCCCCUACAUCUAUAUUUUGGAAAGCCCAUUAAGCGGCCCUCAAGGCCCAAGCUGGUAAACUCAACCCACUGACCCAAUUAUUAAGAAAUAGAUAAUCGUUUCCAAUCCAAAAAGUUGAUAUCAUGAACAGAGGUUGAGUUUUAAUCGAAUCAGGUUCCAUUGCAUUUUCACAUAAGGUGUUCAUCUUGUUUGGUUGUUCUUAAUGGUUGAAAUUUAAGAUAGAGAGUGGGUUGUUCAGAAAUUGACUUUUUCCAGAAAAAGAAAAAAAAAGUUGUGGUUGGAAGUGUUGUGUAUUUCAAUUCUUAUCUAAUUCUAUCCAAAGAUUUUUAGUAGGGAGUAGCUUGAAGCCAAUCUCCCAUUUGAAGCUAGUCACUCGAGCAUUAAAGGAUUUGAACCCACCACCAUUUGGUUGGAAGUUACCACUUUACCACCAGGGGCUAUCCCCUUGGCCCUUGGGAACACCCCUAGAGCUUAUUAACGUACAAGAAGAAGAAAUUCUAUUUUCAGUUCAGCUCAUGAUACAGGCCAUGCUAAGUUAUUUGCUGGUUUUAUCUUUGAAUAUCAAUUUUGGAAAUCAAAUUGGCCCAAAGUUAGUCCAAAAUUAUAACCCGUGUUGCUUCAAUGCUAGGCCAUGGGCCACAGGUAAGACCAGGCUCAGGUGGGGGGGGGGGGGGGUACAAGGUUAGGUAAGCCCGUUGAAUUUUUUGUUGUUGUUGUUGUUGUUGUUAUAUGCAACCGAAAUUCAAGUGAUGCCGUAGAAAUUUGUACGGUAAUCCCACAAAAAACAUUUGUGACCAGUGACCUCUAGUGAAAAAAUUGAUACCCUAGGCUAAAACUACAAUAACAAAAAUUUGUUUAACAAGGUUUUAACUCAUAAACUAAUAAAUAAACAACUUAACAAACCUAGUAGAUGGACAAAAAAACUGGUUUGGGCAACUGGGUCUGCCCAAACCGAUUCCAACCCGACCUAAUCUGAAAAACAUGUCAAAAAACCGGUUUAAUCAACCCCAACCAGUUUCAACCUGAACCACUAAAUCGGUUAAUAAUCAAACCGGUUUUGUCACAAACCGAUUAUGACCAAAGUUGACCAAUGCGGCUUGGUUUAUAACCCGAACCGGUUGUUUAAAACAGAACCGUUUUGUACACCUGAUAAGCCCAGAGAAAGCCUAAUUAAGUUGAAUAAAUCCAGCACUAGGGAUGGCAAUGGGUCGGGUUUGGGACGGGUUUAGGUAAUCCCAAACCCAAACCCGGUUAGAUAAGCUUGUCCCAAACCCGUCCCAAAACCCGUCGGGUUUCUAGCGGGUAAUUACCCAUCGGGUAUCGGGUAUACCCGCGGGUUUCGGGUAAACCCGUUAAUUUAAAAAGCUUAAGCGUUGGGUAUACUCAUCUCAAAACCCAUUGGGUAUCUAUCGGGUAACUACUAAUCGGUUACAUUUUGUAUUGUCAAUAUAAAAAUAUAUAUCAAAUAACUACAAUGUAUACGGAAUAGAAUACCUAUAUGUGUAAAAAAAAUGGAUGUAUCAUAUAUAUACAUAUUUAAUAAUAUAAAAGAAAUUAUAUCGGGUAUACAUUCGGGUAAAUGGGUACACUUUAUCGGGUAAUUGGGUCGGGUAAACGGGUAUAUCACUAAAUCCCAAACCCGUCCCAAACCCGCGAAAAAAAUAGAAAAUAUUCCCAAACCCGUCCCAAACCCGAAUAACCGACCCCAAACCCGUCCCAAAUGUUUUGGGUUUCGGGUUUACCCAUCGGGUUCGGGUUUGAUUGCCAUCCCUAUCCAGCACAUAACCCCAAAAGCCCACAUCUUAAAAAACUAAAACCCCACGUCUCCAAAAAACCGGCGUUUGAUUCUCAUCCCCAUCUCACUGCACCGCGCGAACGACCCUGCUCGCCUGCUACCGCCCCACCGCCGUUGCUACGCCUCUCUCCGGACUCUACUCCGCCCUGAAUCCUCCGUACACCCUUCAAGUCUUCAUUUUAAGUAGCAAGGUAUUCUUUUACCAACUCAUCAUGGAUAUUAGUUUCGAUGGUCUGAUUUCUAGUGACACUGCAAAUACUGCAAAAGGUGGUAUAAAGUUUCAACCCAAAGGCAAACCCAAGCCUAAGCCCAAGCCCAAGCCUAAUGCCCAGCCAGAACCAAAGCCCGCACCACCCCCUUCAACACAGCCUGUUGAGGUUGCUGCUUCUACAGCGGAACAGACUAGAGAUGACGUCAAUCAAAUUAUUGGAAAUAUCGUGGAUAGUUUGCAGUCUUCCUUUGAAAAGUCACCGGAAGAGAACGCUGAAGCGGGUAUUACAUUGGAUUCACCUAAUGACUUUCUUCCUGAAUCUACAACUGCAACAGUGACACCAGCUCUUGAUGUUUCCGUGGAUGGGAAGCUAGCGGCGGGACCCACUGAACCUGAAUUGAUUACUAAUAUUGAUGAUUCCACAACCUUAAAAAGUAUUGAAGCGCUCGAUCCUUUAACAGGGGAGAAAGGUGCUAUUUAUAAUGAUAACGAUGGUUUUCAGAUAGGAAAUUUAUCAUCAGGAUCAAAGGAAGUCGAAGACGCCAUUUUUUGGGAACCUAACAUUUUGGAUCAGUCAGGACCAAGGGUCAGCAAAUUUAAGCCCAAACCAAAGGCACAAACCCGUAAACUGGAACAGAUUGCUAACAACCCUGAUCAGGGCGUAGGGCCCGUUCAACACGGGGAAAAUAUUAGUUCAAUUCCUUCUCAAACCGCCUUUGUUGAAAACGAGCCCGCUCCAUUUACACCAGAGACAAUCUCUGAUUACCAUGUGAAUGAAGAAUCAAUUAGUUUGACCGAACUUUCUCAAAUGGAUUCGGUGAAUCAAACCGGUAGAUCUUCAAAAAGAUCAAGACGGCUAAAAAGUAAAGCACUUCAAAUUAUAGACGAAGUCGAGAUUGAGGGUAAUGAUGCCAAUAAUGAUGAUUAUGUACCGGAAAUUGAAACUAUAGAUGAUGAUGAUAACGAAAGUAAGUCGAAGUCAAAGUCAAAGGCUAAGAAACCUCUUGAUGAGAAUAAAAAGCCCGUUAGAAAACGUAAAAAGGACAAAGAGGUAUCGGGUGAUUUAACUGAAGUGCCCAAGAAGAAAUUCUCACAUAGCACAAAACGAAAUAAAAGACCAGUAAACCCGGAAUUGCUUACUAUCCCCGAGGACGAGUUUGAGUUGCAUAUGCAUAAUUUCCCCUUGCGGGAUUUAAUCAGGCUAAGAGAGCAUAAGGAACGGAUUGAGAAAAAGGAAGCAUCUUUAGCGGGAACCAAUGCAAACGAUGAAAGUGAAUCUGCACAAAGAACUGAUUACUACAAUUACCGAACUCACAUGAAAAUAACCCCGAGAAUGAAGUGGACAAAACAAGAUACAGAAUUAUUCUACGAGGCUGUUCAGCAAUUUGGGUCGGAUUUCUCAAUAAUAGCAGAAUGUUUUCCGGGGCGGACUCGCGAGCAGAUAAAAUCAAAGUUUAAAAAAGAAUCUAAACAACAUCGAUUAAGGAUGGAUAGCGCUCUAAACUCUCGUGUGAAAGGUCUUUCUCGUUUUGAAUAUGUACUUGAGCGGCUAAAACAAGCCCGGGGAGAAGAUUCCGAGAAUGAUAACGAUGACCCAACAGGUGAAGAAGAUGGGGUGCAGGAGGCUGAUGACAACAAUGAGGGUGGGUUACAAAAAGAAGUUAAAGAUAUGAAAGCUGAUGAGAGUCCGAUCAAGGCUGAUGAUGAUAUUGAAGACGAUGAUGAUGCUUGGAAUCAAUAUACAGGUGACAUAUAAAAAAUAUUAUUUUAAACAAAAUCCCAUUGAAAAACUCUUCCUACUUUUAAGUUGAGUUGCUCUAUUUUUAUUCAUAAUUCAUUAGAAAUAGAAUCCAAACGCUAUAGGUGUAUUCGCGGGUUUACUUGAACACGGCCGGUUUGAACUGGACGUGCAUUCUAAUUUUUUUUGUCUAGUUUUUGCA
Messenger RNA from Helianthus annuus (common sunflower), 4202 nucleotides. Its product is annotated as transcription factor TFIIIB component B''. Gene Ontology annotation, molecular function: TFIIIC-class transcription factor complex binding. The record is from RefSeq and is a predicted model, not a curated record. Gene Ontology annotation, cellular component: transcription factor TFIIIB complex. NCBI's taxonomy places the organism in Eukaryota, Viridiplantae, Streptophyta, Magnoliopsida, Asterales, Asteraceae. Gene Ontology annotation, biological process: RNA polymerase III preinitiation complex assembly. Bases 2264 to 4018 code for a protein of 584 amino acids. The transcript is spliced from 15 exons.